This is a messenger RNA of Acromyrmex echinatior (Panamanian leafcutter ant), 1023 nucleotides long. Its product is annotated as HemK methyltransferase 2. NCBI's taxonomy places the organism in Eukaryota, Metazoa, Arthropoda, Insecta, Hymenoptera, Formicidae. The record is from RefSeq and is a predicted model, not a curated record. Gene Ontology annotation, cellular component: eRF1 methyltransferase complex. Gene Ontology annotation, biological process: methylation. Gene Ontology annotation, molecular function: nucleic acid binding; protein methyltransferase activity; S-adenosylmethionine-dependent methyltransferase activity.
UUUUCUUAUAAAUUAUGGAGACCCCAAUAGUUAAACUGUCUGAUGAGGAGCUCAAUACAGUUUAUGAGCCUUCUGAGGAUUCAUAUCUUUUGGUAGAUGCUUUGGAGGCAGAUUUAGAGAUUCUGCAUGCGAUGAAGCCAAGAAUUUGUUUAGAGAUAGGUAGUGGUUCUGGUAUAGUUAUCACAGCUUUAGCAAUGGCAUUAAAACGUCAUAAUGUUCAGUUUAUUGCGAUUGAUAUAAAUCCUGAUGCAUGUAGAGCCACGAGAAGAACUAGUCUGAUUAAUUCAGUCGAUGUAGAUAUCCUUCAAAUGAAUUUAUUAGAUUGCAUACGAAUUAAAUAUACAUUUGACAUUAUUUUAUUUAAUCCUCCGUAUGUAGUUACAGAAUAUAAUGAAGUAAUAGAUGACAGACUCGUAUUCAAAACAUGGGCAGGUGGUAAAAAUGGUAGACAAGUUAUGGAACAGGUAUUUACUAUUAUUCCCAAAAUCUUAUCAGAUGCAGGAUUGUUUUAUUUAGUUGUUAUAAAAGAAAAUGAUCCUAAAUAUAUAUUGAGCGCUUUCAAAAAGUUAAAUAUGUCUGGUGAAAUUGUUCAUGAAAGGAAAGUAAGAGGAGAACAUUUGUAUGUUUUACGUUUUUGUAAAGUUAAGGAAACGAAAAGUUAGCACUACAUGUCAAGGGUAUAACAUUCACAAGAUAUUUUAAAAUAUUUUAAUUUUAUGGAAAGAGAAAAAAAAUAUUCAAUGAUUGUAUGCUAUAAGUGUUAUUUAUGAUGAUAAAUUACAGAUAAAUGAAAAAACUAUUUGAAUCAUGUUGUAUUACACUGUUUGUAGAUAGUUGUAAUAUUUAUGUUAUUUGUAAAUCAUUGUAUUAUAUAAUUGCAAUUAACAUAUACAGGCAUACUGAUAUAUUGCGUAAAAUAUUAAUUUAAUUCCUUGUCUAUGUAUACUUUUGUCUUUAGCAAUAAUUGUUCGUUUAAGAAAGGAGAUAAAUGGAAGCUAAUAAAAAAAAGAGAUAAAAAAGUCA